UACAUGUUACUUGAUUGCCGACCGCCGCAAUAAUAAGUAAUAAAAGCCCUGCGUCAUCGCUACACAUGUGUUGCGCAUGAUUUUGACCUUCUUUGUUUCCCCUUCGUCGCUCGAUCACGACGUUGUCGCCACAAGAGCAAAGAGGGCGCUUCACUCCAAUCCCAACUUGUGUGGCCCGACUGGACCUUAUCCGCUCAGCGAUAUCCACGCUUCCUUCUAGCUACACUUCGUCAUUGCCUUGGAGAUUCGAUAUAAAAGUGUGAAGAUGUCGGAGAAAGAGGCGGUGUCAACCACAGCUGGUGCACAAGACGCGGCUGCUUUGGCCCCUGAGCCUGUCCAUGAUGCGGAGAAAGGCCGUCGUGGCUCUGCUGCCCACAUUGAUAUCAACAAGAACGUGGACGCUAAGAUCCGAAAUCCGCUUGCAGGUAUUCCUCGGCAGCAAUUGCUUUCCGAUGUCGAGGCAUUUGCCCGUGAGAACAACUUAGACCAGCACAUACCGCUCCUGCGGAAGGGAGCCCUCGUUGCGCAGGACCCAACUUGCUUUGAAGAUAUUCAGGGUGCCGAGGCACUUGACGAGGCCGAGAUCUACGCCCUCAAACGUGAAAUCACUCAUAAAUGGAGUGUUCCUAGAACACUAUAUCUGACUAUUAUCACCUGUUCUAUUGGAGCAGCCGUGCAAGGCUGGGAUCAAGAGGGUAGCAAUGGCGCCAACCUAACUUUUCCCUUGCAAUUUGGCAUUGGAUCUAAUUCGACUCAUGACGUUUUCCUUGUUGGCUUGAUCAACUCGGCCCCAUACAUUGGCUCAGCUCUGAUAGGUUGCUGGUGCUCUGACCCCUUAAACAAUUACUUUGGCCGACGAGGUACCAUUUUCAUCUCUGCCAUCUUCUGUCUGAUCACCCCCAUUGGUGGUGCUGUUACCCAGAACUGGCAGCAACUCCUCGCUACGAGACUGCUUCUUGGUAUCGGUAUGGGUAUCAAGGCCUCGACUGUGCCCAUCUUCGCCGCCGAAAACAGCCCAGCUUCCAUCCGUGGGGCAUUGACGAUGACAUGGCAAAUGUGGACUGCAUUUGGUAUCUGGCUCGGGACUAUUGCCAAUUUAGUUGUUGGACGUGUUGGGCCGAUUGCUUGGCGAUUGCAAAUUGGCUCGGCCUUCAUUCCGGCUGUACCACUGGUAUCUCUCAUUCUUUUCUGCCCCGAGAGUCCUCGCUGGUUUAUCAAAAAGGGUCGGUACGCCGAGGCUAUGACAUCGCUUUUGAAACUACGCAAUAAUCCCAUCCAAGCAGCUCGCGACCUUUACGCUAUCCAUGCCCAGGUUCAAGUCGAGGCCAAUGUUAUCGGGAAAGCUUCAUACGUCACUCGCUUCUUCGAGCUGUUCACAGUCCCUCGCCUUCGACGGGCUACUGGUGCCGCUUUUGUGGUUAUGAUUGCACAGCAGCUCUGCGGUAUCAAUAUCAUUGCCUUCUACUCCUCGACUGUGUUCGUUGCUGCCGGCGCCAAUAACUUCCAGGCCCUUCUCGCCUCUUUCGGCUUUGGUGCCAUUAAUUUCUUCUUUGCAUUCCCUGCCUUCUGGACAAUCGAUACAUUCGGCCGCCGCGCUCUUCUCCUUUUCACAUUCCCCAACAUGGCGUGGUCAUUGCUUGCGGCUGGUCUUUUCAACCUUCUUCCCGAACAGUCAACAACCCAUGUCGUCCUUGUGGCCGUGUUCAUCUACGUUUUUGCAGCAUUCUACUCUCCUGGUGAAGGCCCUGUUCCGUUUGCCUACAGUGCUGAAGUCUUCCCACUUUCUCAUCGUGAGGUCGGCAUGGCUUUCGCAGUGGCAACGAACCUGUUUUGGGCUGCUGUGCUGAGUAUUACCUUCCCUAAAAUUCUAGAUUCGCUGGGUGUCGUCGGUGCAUUUGGCUUGUAUGCUGGAUUUAACGUUUUAGGCUUUGUCCUGAUCUUCCUGUGGGUACCAGAAACGAAGCAGCGCACUUUAGAAGAACUGGACUACAUCUUUGCCGUGCCCUCUACGCUGUUCAUCAAGUACCAGUUCACCAAGGCUCUUCCAUGGUGGUUCAAGCGUUGGGUACUCUGGCAGAAAAGCGCUACUCUCCAACCGCUGUACCAAUUCGACAGUCCGCCUGUUGUCGUAUCAACCCCAGAGCCAGCUCGCAGCUCCUCGGUUGAGAAAAACCACGAUAGCGAUGCUAUCGCCACGACCACUGGUACCGACAUACCGCCUGCUGGUGAGAAGAAUGUAGUUCAAGACUAA
This is a messenger RNA of Xylaria bambusicola, 2251 nucleotides long. Its product is annotated as sugar transporter-domain-containing protein. Gene Ontology annotation, biological process: transmembrane transport. The transcript is spliced from 8 exons. The record is from RefSeq and is a predicted model, not a curated record. Gene Ontology annotation, molecular function: myo-inositol:proton symporter activity. Bases 266 to 2251 code for a protein of 661 amino acids. Gene Ontology annotation, cellular component: membrane. NCBI's taxonomy places the organism in Eukaryota, Fungi, Ascomycota, Sordariomycetes, Xylariales, Xylariaceae.